Physella acuta is the source of this 1086-nucleotide messenger RNA. RefSeq lists its product as uncharacterized. The record is from RefSeq and is a predicted model, not a curated record. Gene Ontology annotation, molecular function: G protein-coupled receptor activity. Gene Ontology annotation, cellular component: membrane. NCBI's taxonomy places the organism in Eukaryota, Metazoa, Mollusca, Gastropoda, Physidae. Gene Ontology annotation, biological process: G protein-coupled receptor signaling pathway.
AUGACACCAAUGGCUGACAUGGCCAAUAAAUCCUUGGACUUUAAUGAGCAAGUAAGGCAAUGGGUGGAUGAGACAAGAGAAUUCAUGAUAUCCAACUCCAUGUUAAAUGUCAUAAUGCUAGCACUCAGCGUCAUCCUCCAUGGUGUGCUAUCUCUAGCAGGCGUCUUGUCCAACAGCGUCAACGUGCUCGUCUUCAUUCGACUUGGUCUCAAGGACAGCAUGAGUGUUGGACUUUGGGCGCUAUCUUUUACAGAUCUUGUGGUAUCGGCUUUACAACUGGGUGGGUGUAUCUCAUAUUUAGUCGCUAUAAUAUACCCACGAAAUCUUAUCGAUAUUUGGUAUAUCGGUAGAUUUUAUUUUAGCUGGGCGAGGUAUGUGGGCUACUUCAUAUCCUGCUGGAUAACUACCAUCAUUGUUUUAGAAAGAUGCUACUGUGUCGUCUCACCGUUUCGUGUAAGGCAGGUGUUUACAAAAACAAAAUGUGUCAUGUUCAUCAUCGCAAUUUGUGUCGUACACAUCGCAAUGCUUGUUCCAGUAUACACAUUCCCCCAUUUUGAAUGGGGCCGCUACAGCACUGGCGAAAAGGACGAAAACGGGACGGAUACUUACUACAUGCAAAUAAAACUGCAUCUUACUGUCGAAUCAGCGAAGUCGCAAUUCAUCAUAAACAUCAUGGAAGGCGUGGUCUUGUCCGUGACGUCCCAAGUUUUGAUCAUCCUCUGCACUGUUUGGAUGAUCUAUUCCUUGAAGUCGUCAUCAAGAAUCCGGAGUUCUCAAGAUUGCAAGAAUGUCAACAAUCUCUCAGCACGGGAGAAACGCCUAGUUAAAGUCGUGAUUCUACUGGCUAUCAUCCAAACCGCCUGCAACAUUCCCAGAUUUUUCGUCACCAUCGUGGUCCAUCACGUUCUUCCUGGUGUACAGCUGGGAACCUACAACAACCUCGGUAUUCUCAUGUGGGAGGUCGCCAAUGUCUUCAGUACAACGUGUUGUGUCAUCAAUAUCUUUGUGUACCUCACACUCAAUGCUAAUUUUAUCAAUCAAUUUUGCUCAGUUUUCAAGAAAAGGUUGUACUCUCAGCAACAUUAA